Rhagoletis zephyria (snowberry fruit fly) is the source of this 10555-nucleotide messenger RNA. It is a transcript of the gene jbug, whose product is annotated as filamin-type immunoglobulin domains fbug. Gene Ontology annotation, biological process: actin cytoskeleton organization. Gene Ontology annotation, molecular function: actin filament binding. NCBI's taxonomy places the organism in Eukaryota, Metazoa, Arthropoda, Insecta, Diptera, Tephritidae. The record is from RefSeq and is a predicted model, not a curated record.
ACGAACUCGGCUGAGGAUAUGAAGUGAUCUCCUAAAUAGCUUUAACUUCUAACAUUUGUGAAAUUAUUGUUGUCUCCACAAAAAUUUGUCAUCAAAAUAACAAAGGCUAAAAAUAACAAUACAGUUCUUAAAAAUAAUAUGUUAACUACGAUAAAUAUUGAAACCUAUUGAAAAAGUCUCGGAGGAUUACGGAAAAUAUCUAGAGAAAAUUCCGAAAACUCCUAUAAGUAAAUCACCAAGGAUCCCGAAAGUCCCACAAAAAUUCCGAAAGUUCCGCAGAAAAUUUAACACGGAUACUACCAAAAAGUACUGAAAAUCUACCUAAACACUACAAAUUGGGGAAAAAAACCGAAGAGAAAAUUCAAAGAACCCUGCAGACAGAAUAACGCCUACGAAUGCGAAUAUCCAAAAAUAAGAACUCAAAAACCAAGAAAAUUUGUGAGUGCACAGCAGGUGAUUUGCAACUAAGUCCGCCAUAUUAGCAAAGCAAAAAAGAACACUGCACUCCCUUUUUGAGUGUAGGUGUGUGUGUUAAAGUGUAUGCAUUUGCCCAACUCGUAAGUUUGCGAAGUUCACUAUGAAAACAAAACGCAAAUAGUGCCAAGCGGAUAUUUAAAUAUUUACAUACUAUUCGUUCAAAAAGUUAAGUGCUUGAAAACAUAAAAAAGUACAGGAAUUAAAAAAAUAUACGAGCGUAGUGUUGUGCAGUGAAGUCAUCCUCGUGCAGGAUGGAUGUGAAAGAUAUUAAAGGUGCCAAAGUGACGCACGCCGGUCUGCUGAAGCACAAUGCUGACGGCAGCACCGAAACGCAAAAGAUCACACACGCCGGCCUGGUGGCGCGCAGUCCCGAAGGAACAGCCGCCAAGGGCAUGAACAUACGCGGCAAUGAGGACUUGUGGGUGGAAAUACAGGCGAACACCUUUCGCAAUUGGGUGAAUGAGCAUUUGCGAUCGACAGGAAUGCAGGUCCACGACUGGGCUACCGACUUUUGUGACGGCACUUGCCUCUGUGCCCUAGUGGAGAAUCUACAAACCCGUCCACUUAAGCCAUCAUGGAAUCGCCGUCCAGCGAAUCAACAUCAUUACCUGGAAAAUGCUACAACGGCGCUAAAUGCCAUCGAAAAGGAUCACAUCAAGCUGGUGAACAUCGGCAAUGUCGACAUUGUCAAUGGCAAUGUAAAACUCAUUUUGGGCCUUAUCUGGUCGUUAAUUGUGCGUUACCAAAUUGGACGCAGCAAGUUCCCGCCCAGAAAGCUUAUGCUCGCCUGGCUGCAUGCCGCAUUGCCCGAGUGCAAGAUCACCAAUUUGACAACAGACUGGAAUAGUGGUGUUAACUUGGCUGCAUUGUUGGACUACUGUCAACCGGGACUAUUUCCACAUUGGCGCUCGCUAGAUCCUAGUCAGAGUGUGCGCAAUUGCACGAAUGCCAUGAAUUUGGCGCAAAGUGAGUUCGGUGUGCCAAAAGUAUUGGAGCCGGAAUAUUUGGCUUCGCCGUGGUUGGAUGAAUUAUCUGGCAUGACAUAUCUCUCGUACUUUAUGAAACCUGGUGGACCGGGUUACAAUGCAACCUUGCGUUGGGUGAACACACAAACAAAGGAUUCUGUUAAGAAUUUUACGAGUGACUGGAAUGAUGGACGCGUUAUGUGUGAGAUCAUUAAAGGACUGGGCGGACCGGCACCUGCGCCCGAAAAACUCAGCACCGAUCCUUUCCAUUAUGAGAACAAUAUACGCAAAGCAGUCGAGGCUGGUCAGCGUCUAGGCGUACAACCCAUACUCACGCCCAAGGACAUGGCUAACCCUGAAGUAGAGCAUUUAGGCAUAAUGGCUUAUGCCGCGCACUUGCAAUGGGUGCCACCGCGCCCACCACUUUCUGACCUCAUAAACGUACUUAUGGAAAGCAAUUCUGGACGCGUCGGCGAGCCGACUCACUUCCGCAUCGAUGUGCUCUCGCGUGACAUUAGCCUUAGCACGGUGAAAGCUUUUGUAGUACCGCCAUCAGGUCAACCACAGCCGGUACGUUUAAAUCCACAUGGCGAGGGUGUCUACAUACCCGAAAAGUACGGCAUGCACGAGAUUAUUGUAGAGAUCGGCGAGGACAGCUUGGGCGGACACUUCUUCCGUGUGCUGCCACGAUUUAUACAAGUAGCGCCACCAGGUAUGGCACCCUGUGCACUCGGCAGUCUUGUUGAAGUGCUGGUAAAUGCAACCGGCGCGCCAAAGACCGAAGACAUACUGGUCACAGCCGUCUCGCCGACUGGCAUCUCGCACAACUGCCCAUUGAAGAAGGUCGACGAAGGACACAGUGCCAUAUUUAAGCCGGACGAAGCGGGAAUCUGGGAAAUCGCCAUCACCUAUCAGGGUCGUCACAUACAGGGCGGACCAUUCACUUGUGCCGUCUUCGACGCCAGCGGUGUCUCUGUGCAUGGUUUGGAUGGCGCUAUGCCAUUGCGCGCGCACUCCUUCGAAGUGGAUGCGCGCGGCGUUGGCGUCACUGGCGAACUGCAUGUGGACAUUGUACAUGAUAAGCGCUCGCUUGUAUGUUCCGUUGAGAAGAUUGUCGAAAAUAAAUAUAGGGUCACUUUCAUGCCACGUCAUAAUGGCAAAUAUCGUGUCUAUGUAUAUUUCAAUGGUUACGAUGUGAAAGGCUCGCCAUUCAUUAUGCGCGUCGGCACCAAGGGCCGCUCGGGCAAAACGCGCAGUAGUCCCUUGCACGAGAGCAAACAUCGCUCGGAGAGUCCUUCAAUGCAUUACACCUCAACUACAAAUACAAGGCACAACGACUACAGGAAUGCAACAUCCGCAGCGACAGCCUCGCUAUCGCGGCGAGAUUUAUUGAAUCACAAUAGCUCGGAACGGCAGAGAUCAUAUUCACCACAGAUAUCGCCGAAGGUCGAUGCAAACGACUACCGCACCACAUCGAGCUACUACAAAAGGGAGAGUGAGGACGAAUUGGCAACAUCCACUCCACCACCACUGGCUCCCCAAUAUCUCACACGCGAUCAACACAACAAUUCGCCUAAUACUAAAUAUUUCAAUUCGACCGAUUUAUAUACCCUAAAUACUGCACGCCGUGACUCGAAGGUAUCUUCGAACUCUUCGACAACCAAGAACGACUACUACUACGACAAAGAGAAUGAGUUGUACUCGUAUCAUCGUAAACGUAAAGAUCGUGACUUGAAAUUGGCACCACCGCGCGAAGAACGCUUCGACGACUCGCCAACGCAGGCGCCAUCGCUUUACCAACAAUUCCAUGUGCUGCAGCAGCAGCAGCAACAACAGAGUCACACCGCCAGCGCCAAGGCGGCAAGCACUUUUACUACGACACGUCUCAGCCCGAUACCUAGCAUACGCUCGAGUGAAGUACGCACCCACAGUCCAUUGACAAUUAAAACUUCGAUUCCAUAUGAAUCGAAUCCGCGCAAUUUAAGCAACAGUCCACGACACACCUCGAUUUCGCCGGUGCAACGAUAUUCGCCUAGCAACGCCUACAUUUCAACAGCCACACAUCGAAUCGGCAGCCCAGUCACAACUCUGAAUAAGAACGGUCUUAACCGCUCCGACUAUGAAACUUCUCGCACUGUUGAAAAAUCGUCCACAUACAAAUCGACCUCUAACUACGUUUCCGAUUCGAAUGUACGUGCCAGCCCCUCGCUCUACACAACUGCCGAGCGCUUGCGUCGCACUGCCUCACCCGAACCGCGCAUCGAUCAUUCGUCGAAUGUGCGUGUGUCAUCGGUUAAACCGACAACGGCACGACGCGAUAGCUGGGAUGUUAUCAAUAAAACCAAGCAUAUGCUUUCACAUAAUUCGCUCGAAUCUUUGGCAAAUAUGACGGAAAAGCAAUUAAAUACGGACCUCUCGUAUAAUCGACCCGAUAUCGAUCACGAAACACAUCGCAAUACACAAUACAACAAAUUCGCAUUACAAGAACAGAAAUAUCACUCAGAUCGACGUGGAUCACGUGAUUCUGUCGAUGAUGUGGAACGUUACAAACCCAGUGCCAUUACAGUGAAAUCACACUCGAACAACACUUAUACCGACAAAUCAGGUGGCUAUACAAAAACUGUUAAGGAAUCUAGUGAACACGUUGUUACGGAGCGCACUUCUGGUGGUACGGGCGCUGGAAAUGGUCAAUAUGGUUAUAGUUCAUUAUCGCGAUUUCGACCCAUAGACAACAAUGCAACCGGAGCGCGUGCUAUACGUGUACAAGAUAUACCAAACGGUGCCAUUGGACGUCCCGUAGAAUUUGAGAUUGAUGGCUCAAAGGCGGGUUCGGGAAAUUUGGAAAUACUCGUCAAUGGUGGGCGUGUCACAUCGUCGGUGCGUUCGCUGGGCGGUCAACGCUUUGUAGCUAGCUUUACACCACACGAGCCGGGCAUACAUACUGUGCAGAUAACUUUCAAUGGAGAAACAGUGCCGGGCUCACCGUGGCACGUUGAAAUCAUGUCUACACCCGGUCUAACAGCACUGGGCGAAUCGACACGCCUUGUACCCGCCAAUACGCCGGCGGUUUUUGAGAUACUGCCGCCUCCUGGACAAAGCCUAAGCAAGGGCGAGUGCGUGGCUACAGUUUUGACGCCAACUAAGUCCAAACUGAAUGCCAGAGUCACCCACGAGGCGGCAAAUGGUGCUGCUCGCAUCGAAUUCGUGCCCACCGAAGUGGGUACACACAUCAUUGAGGCAUCGAUUAAUGGCACAAAAAUUGCCGGAGGCCCACUAAUAGCCAAGGUCUACGAUGCCAGUUUAAUACAAGUGACCGAUGUGAAUGGCGGUGUUGUCGGGCAACCGUGUCAAUUCCGUGUCGAUGCAAGCGCUGCUGGCGAAGGUCAGCUAGAGAUAUCGAUUAAUGAAGGCGAAGUACCAAAUCACGUCCAGGUAGUAGGCGGUGGACGUUGUUUGGUCUCCUUCACACCCGAACAGGCCAAGUCACAUUUGAUCGAUAUAAAAUUUAAUGGUGAAACUGUACGCGGUUGUCCAUUCGUAUGCGCAGUCGCAGAUACUUCGCGCGUCAUGUUGAAUCUUUCAAAUCUUGAAUUGAUAACCGUAAAUCGGCCGGCGUCGUUUCAUAUCACCGUAAGUGGUGGUGGUGCUGCUGAGCUGGCCGUUAGCGUACGCGGUCCGCAAGGCGAGCUGCCCGUACGCGUCACUGGCGAUAUACAUGCCGGCUUCACAGCCGAAUUCACGCCCACUACAGUUGGUGGUCAUUCGAUAAAUGUUGAGUAUAAUGGCUUCCCUGUGCAAGGUACGCCUUUCUUGGCGAAAUCCUACGAUGCAACUAAAGUGGCAGUGGGCAGCGUAUCGCGUGGCACUGUCGGGCGAUCAGUGCAAUUUACAGUGGACGCUGGCGAUGCGGGCGAGGGUAAUUUGGAGAUUACGAUAUCGGCAAAGGGUCAAAAUAUACCGACACAGGUGCAUCCACAAGGCAGUGCAAGAUUCUCCGUUUCGUUUGUGCCAACUGAGGCGUGUGAGCACACCAUCAAUGUCACUUUCAAUAAAAUGCCGGUGCCCGGCUGUCCGCUAACCGUGAACAUUAGUGGCGGCAUGUCUGGUCCGCAAGUGUCACUCGGUGGGCCCGGUCCGGUGCAUCAGCCGAAUUCUUUUGUUAUCAAUCACGCUGGCGGUCGCUUGGAAGACAUCGAGGUCAAUGUGGAAGGACCUGCCGGCCAGUCAGUGCCUGCACAGGUCCACCAAACCUCGGAGGGCAUUUUCAAGGCUGAGUUCGUGCCACGCGUAGUCGGCGAACAUCGUGUGAAUGUCACCGUCAACGGUUUGUCCACCGCGGGUAGCCCCUAUGCAGCUAAGGUCUACGACGUGAAUGCCAUCAAAGUGAAGAAUGUCAGCAAUGGCACAGUCGGCAAGCCAGUCACCUUCCUUGUAGAGACGUCCCAAGCUGGCCCUGGCAAUCUUGAGGUCACCGUGAAUGGCGGACGUGUACCGACUUCGGCGCAAGCGCAAGGACAACACACCUACGCCAUUAGUUUUACGCCGCGUGAUGCACAAAAUCACACAGUCGAAUUGCGUUUCAACGGACAAGAUGUACCCGGCUCGCCGUUUACUUGUCGCGUCUCGGCCGCUGCGCGUAUACAAUCGCCAGAAACCUUGGAUAAGGUUAGCGUUGGACGGCUGUUUGAGUUUGCCGUGGAAUCAGACGCGGAACCCAUUGUCGAGGUACUUGGGCCGGCCAGGCGCAGCGUGCCUGUCAAUAUCGAUCCAUUGGAUAGCAUUGGUUAUAAUAUCAAAUUCGAGCCUGUCGAAGUGGGCGAUCACUCGGUGGAAGUGCGCCUGCCUGGUGGCAGCCACGUAGAGGGUAGUCCCUUCUUGCUCAAAGCCUAUUCGGCCGAGAAGGUUAUUGUUACCGACAUACGUCCCGGUGUGGUAGGCAAGAGCGUCAGUUUUGGCAUUAAUGCCAGUCAAGCUGGUGCGGGCAACUUGGAAAUUAUAGUGGCCGUUAAUGGCAAAAACGUGCCGAACUAUGUACAAUCCGAAGGUAAUGCGCGCUUCAAAGUUAAUUUCAAACCCACGGAGGCAGCACCACACUCGCUUUCGGUGCGCUUCAACGGUCAUCCCGUGCCCGGUUCACCAUUCACUUGUCAGAUUGCUUCUGCCCCGAUGAGUUUACCACGCGCUUUAGCCAGCGGCGAAGGUCUGAAACAGGCAGCUAUAAAAGUAGAUAAUACAUUCGAGCUAGAGGGCUUCGAAGGCAUUGAGCCGCAAGUGUUUGUUACCACGCCAUCCGGCGACAAUAUUAUUUGCCAGUUAACCCCACAAGGAGGCGACGCCUAUACAGCUGCAUUCCAACCCACAGUAGUGGGCCGACACUUGAUAAGCGUAACAGCCAAUGAUAAGCACAUUAAUGGUUCGCCGUUUUCGUGCAAUGUCUUCGAUGUUUCACGCGUAAGCAUCAGCGGCUUGGAUCAGCAAUAUGGGCCAGCUGCAUUGGGUGUGCCUGUAACUUUCAGCGUAGAUGCCGCUGGUGCGGGCGAAGGCACCCUUGAGUUAGUUGUCUCCACAGACACGAGCACUGUAAAGGCGGAGGUUGUUGCAUGCGCGCGUGGCCUCUAUGACGUCACCUUCGUGCCGCAGACCACAGAACCACACUAUGUGAAUAUCACAUUCAAUGAAGUGCCCGUCGACGGCAGUCCCUUCCGCGUAGAUAUACAACAAACUACCCAACACAUACAGAUUGGCAGCUUAGCGACCAUCGACUUUCCAACAGAUGAUCAAAUCGCCGAAAUUGUGGGACCCGAUCACAAGCCAGUACCAUAUACCAUCACAAGGCAGACAGCCGAGUUCCGUACACACAUGACCGGCAAUUACUUGAUACGUUUUAUUGAUCGCGACACACGUCAACACAUAGGCACGCGCACACUGACCGUUUUCGAUCCAGCGCUGGUGAAGAUCACGGAAGUGGGUGAAUCGGUUUGCCAGCGACCAGCCAGCAUUUCAGUGUCGCUCAAUGAAGCUGGACAAGGCGAACUAUCGGCAAUGGUCAAGUGUGGUGCUUCUGAAGUGCCACAUUCCAUACGCGGUCCGUCCAAGAACGGCAUUUAUGAGAUUGUCUAUCACCCAACGCGUGUAGCUCCACACAAGAUAACUAUACUGUUUAAUGAAGUGCCGAUCUCGUUGAAACCGCUUGAGAUCAAUGUGCUGCCAGCGAACGUUGGCAAGGAGAUUAGUGUAUCUGGAUUGGGUUUGUAUCAGUCGCGUGUUGGCAAGACUACGUCAUUUGCCAUUGAUACGCUGAAGCGAGCAGCCCGCGAAUUCGACGUAGUCGUUUCUGGGCCAGGUGGACAAGCACUACCUGUGCGCUGUUAUCAAACCAAGAGCGGUCAUCUGCAAGCUGAAUUCACAAUCAACAAGCCAGGACAAAGCAUAAUUGAGGUUCUCCACCAAUCGAAGCCACUACCAGGCAGUCCAUUCACCUGCGAGGCCUUUGACACCAGUCGUGUUGUGGUUCAAGGUGUGCCCAAGGGCCAGUUAGCGUUGCAUAGCCCCAUCUGUUUCUCAGUGCGCACCGAGAAUGCCGGUAUUGCUGAACUAGAGGCAUUUGCCGUCUCUCCAACCAAUCAAAAUCUGCCCGUUCACAUUACUGAACAGUCCGAGGGCAUCUACAGCGUUGAAUUCGUGCCAUCACAACCAGGUGCUUACAAACUGACUAUCAUGUUUGGCGGCGAGACAGUACAGGGUUCGCCAUUCACCUUCACCGCCUCGGCGACAGGCGUGAAAACAGAUACACGCGCUGCCGGCAAUGGACUCGAAGUUUGCCAGCGCAACAAAGAAGCCUCUUUCAUUGUCUACUGUCCGAUUGCGCCAAAUGUGCAAAUCGAACGGGUGGACGAGUUUGGCGAACGAAUUGAACCGAAAAUUAAGGCUCUGGGCAACAACGAAUGGCGCAUUUCAUACACUAUUCUGUCCGUGGGUCAUUACGAAAUACGCGCUAGCUGCCCAAAUCGUGGCAAUUUACCGGGCUCUCCAUGGAGUGUUUCCUGUGUGGAAACAUCAAAGAUCACACCUGUCGGCGGCUGGGGUACACUACUCGAUCACGACGGCCGUCUCAUCUUGCCGGCUCGUAUAGUUUUCGAUGUCGAGAAUGCUGGCCCCGGCGAGUUGGCCUGCUCAAUUGAUGGCAUUGAAAUUCCUGUCGACAAAUUAAAUGAUGGCAAAAUGCGUAUCUAUAUUACCGCUGACAAUCUGGCACCAGGCGAGCACGAUUUGGAUCUCACUUGGAGUGGCCUAACCAUUGUGCAAUGUCCGCGCAGUGCUUUUGUGACCGGUCAACAAGCGGCCGAUAAGGUGGUGCUUACGGGACGCGGUCUGGCUGCCGCACAAGCCGGCGAGGCGGCACAUUUCACUAUCGAUGCCACAAAUGCGCCCGCUGGGCGCCCGGAAGUCAUAUUGGUGCAUCAAGACAACACUUCCGUGCCGGUGAGUUUGGCACAACCGCGACCAACAGAAAAUAUCUGGCUGGCCUCGUAUACGCCGCAAAAGUCCUCCUCGGGACCGCUAACAUUAUCCGUGAAAUGGAAUGGUCGUCUAGUUAAAGGCUGCCCGCUCACAGUUGCUGUCGGUUCGUCGAUGGAUGCCUCGAAAGUAAUUUGCUCAGGAGAGGGUCUACGUCAUGGCAUUGUUGGUAAAGACAUUAAGUCUUGGAUUGAUACACGACGUGCCGGUCCCGGCGAAUUGACCGCUCAUUGCGCAGGUCCACGUAAAGUGGCCUAUUGCGAAUUGUAUGAUCAUGGUGAUGCUACGUUUACACUGAACAUCAAGCCGCAGGAGCCCGGUAGACAUUUGCUGACGAUCAAAUAUGGCGGUCAAAAUGUGCCAGGCUCGCCGUUUGCUCUAAAGGUCGCCGGAGCACCUGACGCUAGCAAGGUUCGCGUCUACGGCCCCGGCAUUGAGCAUGGCGUGCUGGCCACCUUCCAAUCUCGUUUCAUCUGCGAUACGCGCGGCGCUGGCGCUGGUCAGCUAACAGUGCGUGUACGUGGUCCCAAGGGUGCCUUCCGCGUGGAAAUGCAGCGUGAGAGUCAAAAGGAUCGCACCAUUUUGUGCAAGUAUGAUCCCACAGAACCAGGCGACUACCGCGUCGAGGUUAAAUGGGCUGGUGAAUUUGUGCCAGGCUCACCAUUCCCAGUUAUGAUAUUCGACACUGAAGAAGAGUUACGCCGUUACUUGCAAGGUAUAUGAGGCCAGAGUAGUAUUAGCACAAUUAUACUGCCCAGCCCUGCCCUCAGUCAAUUAACCCAACAUUCCCAACAUCAGCAACAAAACCAACACCAACAUCCACAAGCAUCAUUACAACAAAUGCAACAUAAUACAUUACCGGCAUCACCGCAACAAUAUCAUCGCUCCCAACAACAAUUGCGUCUAUCGCCAAUGCUGGGCAGUCAGUUACUGAAUCAGCAUUACAUAAGCAAUCCCGAUUUUAUGUAUGAAAUGGGUUCGCGCAGUUGUUUGCGACGUCGCUGUCGACAGGAUAGCAAUUGUGUGUUGCUCUGACAAUAAGUGCUCACAUACAUACAUACUACUUAGUAUCUACAUAUGCAAUUAUUUGGUUCCAAUUUUUUUUUGUUUUUUGUUUUUUUUGAAGCAUUGAACUGUUUAUUCUAAAGUUGUUUAAACAGAAAAAUUUUCAAGAGCAAAUGAGCACAAUGAGCAUAAUAUGUACAAUAACGGUUCACCAAGGUAACUCUGCGGCUACAUACGAUACUAACUACAAACUGGUCACACAAAGCGAAAACAAAAACGACAACGAAAACGAGAGAGGGCAGCUCACAGUAAUCCGAAAUAAAAGUGAGGCAUUAUUUUAUUAAUUUAAUUUUUAAGAAAAAUAUACAAAAAUAUAUACAAACAUAUGUACUUAUAAUAAAAAAAAAUGUGCUUGCUUAGCAAAAGCGCAAAGAAAAACGACAAUCCCCGCUUACAACGAAAUCUUCCCCAUUUGUUAGAAAUGCAAAAACUAAAUUUUUAAGAUAUAAAGCAGCCUAAAUAAACCCAAAUUUAUUUACCUAGUUUAUAAUUAUUUCCAUUAUGGAGUGAAAAAAUACCCAAAAAAAAAA